Molecule: messenger RNA, 1039 nt
Organism: Cucumis sativus (cucumber)
Lineage: Eukaryota; Viridiplantae; Streptophyta; Magnoliopsida; Cucurbitales; Cucurbitaceae
Exons: 2
Coding region: 138-1013 (291 amino acids)
Source: RefSeq, a predicted model, not a curated record
GAAAAAAACUUGAAAUAAAAUACACUAAAUUAAACAAAUAAAAAACAAACAACAAUCCAUCAUUUCCCUCUCUUAAAAAGUCCAAACCUAAACAAAAUUACCAAAAAAAAAAACCCUCCAUUGAUUAUCAAAUCUCAAUGCCUUGUUCUUCUUCUUCUUCCAAUAUUUCUCACAUGGUUUCAACUUUUCUCCUUCUCCUCCUCUUAAUCCCAUCUCUAAAAAUCAUCAUCAAUGGCUUCAACUCCCUAUCCACUUUAGCAAUUUGCCUAUUCUUAAAGGCCCCACCUUGUCUUAUUCUUUCCUUUCUAAAGGCCAUUAAACUCCCUGCCGAGGCCUUUUUGAGUGCAUUUCAAAGCCUUGGUGAAGCUUUGAAGUCUAUUUUUGUUAGCACAAUUGAGAUGGGGUUUGGAAUUAUAAGCUCUUUUGUAAUGGGUGUGUUGGAGGCUGUGAUGAAUGUGGUUUUUGGGUCUUUUGUUGAGUCAAGUGCUUCUGCCUUUGGAGGGCUUUUGGAGAAUACUAAAGGUUCUUGGGAAGGGUUUAAUUUGUUUGAACAAGUGAGGGGGAUUAUUGAAAGCUUUUGUGAGUUUGUUCUUCAACAAGUUUGGGAAAUUGCAACUUCUUUUGCAGGUGGGAUGUUCGAGUUCACGAUGACGAAUAUGUCUACGAUGUUUAACGAACCUGGUUCAGUCAUAGGAGGACUAGUGGAGACGUUGAAGGGAUCAUUAAUGGAUGGGGUUGGUUCAUGGAUGGAAGGAGUUCAAGGUAUUGUUGAGAGGUUAAUAGAGAAGAUGGUGAAUACGAGUUCUGAAGUGGCGAACUCUUCAACAUAUGGUUUGUUUGAGAUUGUGAAAACAGUGUUUAAUUUGGUGGUUGAUUCGGGUUAUAGUGUUGGAGGGUUAGUAGAGAAGACACGAACUGGAUUGGAGAUUCUAAAAAUGGAAAAGCUUCGAGGGAUUAUUGUGAACAUUGCUAAGAUAAGUGUGAAUAUGGUUAUUAAUUAUUUAUUUGGUUAAAAUCUUCCAUAUUGUUCUUUUCAUUA